CGCCAUGGACGUGCACGGCGACUGUGCCGAGCUGAGCGCGGUGGGCGAUCAGCCGCCGCCAUCGGGCAAGCUCAACAAAACCGCCUUCAAAUUGUUCAAGCGCAGGAAGUCCGGCGGCGCCAUGCCGAGCAUCUUCGGCGUGAGGAGCAGCGGUGGCGGCAAAGGCAAAGGCGGAGAAGCGGGCGGAGGGCAGCCAGGCAUGGUGAGGAGCAAGACCCACGACGGGCUGGCCGAGGUGGUGCUCGAGAGCGGCAAGAAGGAGGAACCGGGAGGAGGAGGAGGCGGCGGCGGUGGUGGCGGAGGGGACGACCAGUUCGUUGGCGGCGGAGCCAACAAGGAUUAUUCCCCCUGCUCGGCGGCGAGCAAGUCCCACCGCUUCUUCUCUCUGCUGCGCAAAAACGGCCGCUCGGUCGAAGGCGGCAAAGGGGAGAGACCCAAAGGGCGCGGGGGGCUCAAGGGGCUCUUCAACAGCAUGAGGUGGCACCGCAGGGACAAGCCCAGCAAGGAGGACGAGGCCGGAGACGGCGCCGAGGGACAGGCCAGCCACCUCAGGCCCGGCUCCCUCACGGCCAGCCUGGAGUGCAUCAAAGAGGAGGCGCCACGACCCCCGGCAGCGGCUGCAGCAGCCCCCCAGACCCCCUCAGGGGAGGCCAGUGGGGACCAGAUGCUGCUGCUGGCCCACCCGAGCGCUGAGGACGUGCCCACCCAAGAGCAGCAGGACGUUGGUGCCAGGGAGCCCACCCCACGUACCCCAUCACCACCAGGAACCGAGCCCCCCGGGAUCCAGCCCCUGGCGCAGGAAAGCCGCUCCGAGCUGCCCCCCAGUGAUGGUGAUGGCCCAGGGACCCAGGAGGACAGCGCCAUAACAGGCUGUGGGGACAUUAUUGCCGACCAGGAGGAGGACGUGGGCAGCGGCGGUGGCGGUGGCGCAGGUGGAAGCGACAAGAGCGCCCCUGGGGUUGGCAAAGCGGGGGCUUCCAAAAAGCCCCCCAGCGUGGUGACCUAUCAAGGAGGAGGAGAAGAGAUGGCCAGCCCUGAACAGGUGGGGGACACGUGCGCCCCAGAGUUCUGGGAUGUGUUGUCACAAGCAGAGAAGCCGCAGGAGACCCCGGGGGGAGGGAAAGACUCCUUCGAGGGCUCCAAAGGUGGCGGUUGUACCAAAAAGGUUCAGGAUGCAUCAACAACUGGGAAGCACAUUGGUUUCAACCAGAUUCCGGUUCACCACAGCCACAAGAACGACCAGAAGUGUAGGGAAAAGGAGCCACAGGAAGCCAUCCCCAGCAGCGAUGAAGGCUAUUGGGAUUCCACAACACCUGGGCCAGAGGAGGACAAUGCCAACAGUAUCCAGAAAGAGGUCAUUCCCAGGGACAGCUACAGUGGGGAUGCCCUCUAUGAUCUGUAUGCUGAUCCAGAUGAAAACACAGCCACAGUUACUUCUGCAGAAGACGUCACCUCUGUGUCUUGUUGCAAGCCACUGUCUCCAGUAACAACAACAUGCUCAGUCAAAACCCAUACAACUUCACUCAAGGACUCCAAGAUACCCAUCAGUAUCAAGCAUUUUACGUCGCCACAUGGCAGUCAUGGCCCAGAUACCAGUAAUAGCCAUCACCUUGCACACCACCAGCCUACCAAAAGUGAGAUCCCUAGAACAAAAAUCCCAGUUUCUAAAGUGCUUGUACACCGGGCAAGUUACCGGAGCCUAGCAGGGACAACAGGUAAAACAGCCACAUAUCAUGAAAGUGCCAAAAAAUAGAAGGAGAUAAAUAUGGGUGUGUCAGUCUUGCAGGAACCUGCUAAUAAGCAGUUUGGCAUCAUUCUAAAGGAAGACACCUAC
This is a messenger RNA of Zootoca vivipara (common lizard), 1834 nucleotides long. RefSeq names its product APC membrane recruitment protein 2 (gene AMER2). Gene Ontology annotation, molecular function: beta-catenin binding; phosphatidylinositol-4,5-bisphosphate binding. The record is from RefSeq and is a predicted model, not a curated record. Gene Ontology annotation, biological process: regulation of canonical Wnt signaling pathway. Gene Ontology annotation, cellular component: plasma membrane. Lineage: Eukaryota; Metazoa; Chordata; Lepidosauria; Squamata; Lacertidae.